AUGUCUAUCAAAGAACGCAUUUCACCACUUACUUUGCUUCUCCUACUAACAACAACGAUUCUAUACAACAACCAAGCUCAUGCAACAAGUCCAAUCAAAACCAUCGUUGUUUUAGUGAUGGAGAAUCGAUCUUUUGACCACAUGCUUGGAUGGAUGAAGAAGCUAAACCCGGAGAUCAACGGUGUGGAUGGUUCAGAGUCGAACCCGGUCUCCGCAUCAGACCCUUCUUCAAAGAAAAUCAAAUUCGGGUCGGGUUCGCAUUACGUGGAUCCGGAUCCGGGUCAUUCGUUUCAGGCAAUAAGAGAGCAAGUGUUCGGGUCGAAUGACACAUCCAAGGAUCCACCGCCGAUGAAUGGGUUUGUUCAACAAGCAUAUUCGGAGGACCCCACUGGUAAUAUGUCUGCAAGUGUUAUGAACGGCUUCGAACCUGAUAAGGUUCCUGUCUACAAGUCACUUGUCUCCGAGUUCGCUGUUUUCGAUAGAUGGUUUGCAUCGGUUCCAUCAUCGACACAACCAAACCGAAUGUUCGUGCACUCAGCGACGUCAGGAGGAGCCAUGAGUAACGACCCCCUGUCACUUGCAAAAGGUUUUCCUCAAAGAACCAUUUUCGAUAAUCUCGACGAAGAAGACAUCUCUUUCGGAAUAUACUACCAGAAUGUUCCUGCGGUCUUGUUUUAUCGAAGCCUAAGGAAACUCAAAUACGUUUUCAAGUUUCAUAGCUAUGCACUCUCCUUCAAGGACCAUGCAAAGAGUGGGAAGCUCCCUGCUUAUACUGUGAUUGAGCAACGUUACAUGGAUACCAUCUUUGAGCCUGCUACUGAUGAUCAUCCAUCCCAUGACGUCUACCAAGGACAGAAAUUUAUAAAGGAAGUGUACGAAACCCUAAGAGCGAGCCCACAAUGGAACGAGACUCUAUUGCUAAUCACAUACGACGAGCACGGUGGUUAUUUCGACCACGUGCCCACACCGGUUCGCAAUGUUCCUAGCCCGGACGGUAUAGUCGGACGAGAACCGUUCCUAUUCAAAUUCGACCGGUUAGGUGUUCGUGUACCAACAAUAGCAGUGUCUCCAUGGAUCGAAAAAGGCACGGUCGUGCAUGGACCAAAAGGAUCACCGUUUCCAUCAUCUGAGUACGAGCAUUCUUCCAUACCCGCGACAGUGAAGAAACUGUUCAAUCUAUCAACACCUUUCCUCACAAAGAGAGAUGAAUGGGCAGGAACUUUUGAGCACAUUUUGCAAAUCCGCAAAGAGCCUCGAACUGAUUGUCCCGAGACGUUACCCGAACCGGUUAAGAUAAGAAUGACCGAGGCUAAUGAGAAUGCUAAAUUGAGUGAGUUUCAGCAAGAGCUUGUACAACUAGCUGCGGUGUUAAAAGGAGAUGAUGCACUUACAACAUAUCCUAAAGAAAUAGGAAAAGGAAUGACUGUGAUUCAAGGGAAGAGGUAUAUGGAAGAUGCUGUCAAAAGAUUCUUAGAAGCUGGUCGUUUAGCCCUAGCCAUGGGAGCUAACAAAGAAGAGCUUGUCCGUAUGAGACCUUCCCUUACCGGAAGAAGACAUUAA
Messenger RNA from Microthlaspi erraticum, 1560 nucleotides. The record is from the annotation of a GenBank genome assembly. NCBI's taxonomy places the organism in Eukaryota, Viridiplantae, Streptophyta, Magnoliopsida, Brassicales, Brassicaceae.